Drepanopeziza brunnea f. sp. 'multigermtubi' MB_m1 is the source of this 645-nucleotide messenger RNA. RefSeq lists its product as uncharacterized. Lineage: Eukaryota; Fungi; Ascomycota; Leotiomycetes; Helotiales; Drepanopezizaceae. The record is from RefSeq and is a predicted model, not a curated record.
AUGCAACUCACCACCAUCCUCCGCCUCGCUUCCGGGCUCGCAGCUGCAGCUCUCACCCAGGCCACUCCUCUCAUCCCCCGCCUCUCCCUCCUCCCCACCGCCGAGAUCACCUUCCACGGCGCCGCCGACGCCCAAUACACCCUCACAGUCCCCCUCACCGGCUCCCCAAUCUACACCUACAACCCGCUCUCCAUCUCCUCCAUCUCCUCACCCAGCAUCAACAUCGCCACCAACUGCGUGCUCUCCACCCCAGACUACCCCCCCGCACUCGUCGCUGGCGCCCCAGGCACCUGGAUCCUCGGACCCCCCCAGACCGUCAUCUCCCUCUCCUGCAGCAUCUCCGGCAACAGCAGGAGGUAUCUCCCUCCCCCACCACCACCACCGGCAGCCAGCAUCCUGAUCGAGUUCCAGGGCGCGGACCCGGACCAGGGUGCCUUCUACUCCGUCGUGGUCCCGCUAGAUGGGACUGUCGUGCAGACGGAUAACGCGCUGAGCGUCAGCACGCUGGUCGCGGGCUUCGAUGCCCUGGCUGCGAAUUGCGUGUUUGGGUAUGCGGAUGGGGAGGCGGCGUUGGCGAGGGUGGCGGUGGAUCGAUGGGCUGUUGGGCCGCCGCAGGGUAUUAUUGAGGUGUCGUGCCGGGCGUGA